UAUAAAAGUUCACUCGUACAUGCAUAUAUAUAUAUAUAUAUAUAUACAUGAAAAAUUAAACUGGAAUAAUAAUAUUGUACGUACAACAAUAUAUAUGAUGAGGGUUGGAGUAAUAGUGGGAGUUGUAUUUGUGGUGGUGGUGGUUUUGGGUUGUUUGAAGAAUGGGGAAGCAGUAGGGGUAGGAUUGUCCGAUAAUUUUUACGAGGAAUCAUGUCCGGAAGUCGAGAGUAUUGUCCGAGCAGGAGUUCAAUCUGCCUCACUCACUGAUCCUACCACCCCUGCUGCUCUCCUCCGCCUCAUGUUUCAUGACUGCCAAGUUCAGGGCUGUGAUGCUUCAAUCCUAGUUAACCCAGACGGUGUGAUAACGAAAUCAUCCGAGAUGGGAUCGACAAAGAAUUUCGGUAUUCGAAAGAGGGAAUUGAUAAGCCUUGUGAAAUCAGCAGUCGAAGCAGUUUGCCCCAGACGGGUUUCGUGUGCAGACAUUCUUGUAAUGGCCGCUCAUGAAGCAGUUGCCUUUUCCGGUGGUCCAAGAAUUAUUCGUCUCCCUUUAGGCCGAAGGGAUUCUAUCAAUCCUCCAAACGCUGGAUUAGCCGAUGCUUCGCUCCCUCAUGCGGAUAUCGGUCUUGAUAGCACGCUUCAACUCUUUGCGAAAAAGGGCAUGACUAUCGAAGAAUCCGUCGCCAUUUUAGGUGCACAUACACUUGGAGUCACACAUUGCAUCAAUCUCCAGAGCCGUCUGUACAGUACCCAAAAAAGCAACGCAACAAAUCAAAAUCCAGCAUUCGAAUUAUCACUAAAAACGAGGUGCCCUCAACUAGCGGGCCCCACAGCUUCAAAAAUCAGUUUCAUGCAGAACGACCUCACCUCAGUAAUCUUCGACAACGAGUACUUUGUGAACUUGAUGAGAGGCCGUGGAUUGCUGAACAUUGAUUCCGACAUGGCUGUCGAUUCAAGAACAAGACAGUUUGUGGAGAAAUUUGCCGAAGAUCAGGGUGCGUUUUUUCGUGCUUUUUCUUCGGCUUUUGUGAAGCUCUCUUCUUACGGUGUUCUUACAGGGAAUCGGGGUGUUGUAAGGAGGAGUUGUGGUGCUUUGGAUUGAGUGGCUUGUACCUCAAAAGAUAUGUUACAAGUUCAAAAUUGUUACAUUUGUCUUCAAAAGACUAUACUAGACAACAUAACAAACAAUCCUACUAGUGCUUUCAAAGUCGAUAUUCGGCAAAAUAACAAAUAUAUGUUGGAACUUGAUA
This is a messenger RNA of Erythranthe guttata (spotted monkey flower), 1247 nucleotides long. RefSeq names its product Peroxidase family protein. Lineage: Eukaryota; Viridiplantae; Streptophyta; Magnoliopsida; Lamiales; Phrymaceae. Gene Ontology annotation, biological process: hydrogen peroxide catabolic process; response to oxidative stress. Gene Ontology annotation, molecular function: heme binding; peroxidase activity. The record is from RefSeq and is a predicted model, not a curated record.